Durio zibethinus is the source of this 1237-nucleotide messenger RNA. Its product is annotated as mitochondrial ATP-independent inner membrane protease subunit 2-like. Gene Ontology annotation, molecular function: serine-type endopeptidase activity. Lineage: Eukaryota; Viridiplantae; Streptophyta; Magnoliopsida; Malvales; Malvaceae. The record is from RefSeq and is a predicted model, not a curated record.
AAAGGAAAAAAUAAUAAAGAAUAAACAAAAUAAAACAUAAGGGAGGUUUAACAAAAAAGGCCUUCUGUAACCUAAAACUUUAGAGAUUUAGGACUAGAAAGAUAAAACAGAAGUCGGCAAUGGUUUCUUUGUCCACUUGGUGUAGAUACAUCGUUCACAAGCUCGAUUACUCAUUCUCUCUUAGCUGGAAGAGCUAUAAGAAAGGGCAGAUUAGUGACCGGGAACUCAAGGAUGCAAUUUGGAAAAAUCUGUUCCAGGGCAAAUUAACAUACUUGCACUGGAAUAAAGGAGAGCCGAUGGCCCCAACUAUUGGUGAACAGGGAAGUACUCUUCUUGUUCGGAAGAUUCCUGCUGCGGUUCCAACUCGAGUUUUUGUUGGAGACGUCGUUGUCUUGAAGGACCCUGACAAUUCAGAUAACUAUCUGGUCAGAAGACUAGCUGCUACUGAAGGAUAUGAAAUGGUGUCUAAGGACGAAAAAGAUGAGCCAUUUGUUCUUGAAAAGGACCAGUGCUGGGUAUUGGCUGACAAUGAAAAAUUGAAGCCCAAGGAAGCUAAGGACAGUCGGUUAUUUGGUCCAGUUACCAUGAGCGACAUAGUAGGCCGAGUCAUAUAUUGUCUGCGAACAGCUGUUGAUCAUGGUCCUGUUCAGAACAGUCAUUCCAGCAUGCGAAGGGACUCUCCAGUGUUGGAAGUAGAGCUCGAUGUGGAUGAGAUGGUGAAAAACCACAAAGCCUAAACAGUCCUGACCCCUUUACAGUGUAGCUAUUGUCUUUAUUCCCCUUUUUACUCCUUGGGAUCUUUUUAGUUUAACAUGAAAGUGAAGGAGAGAAAAAUAAAAGACAAUGGUAUUUGAGUUCAUGUGUUAUUCGGGAUUGCUAUUUGUCCUUAAAGAGGGACGGAAAUGGUUAAAUUUCUUCAUAUUUUUCCAGCUGAAGAACUCGAAAGGUGGACUGUGUUGAAUUUUGAGUUUCAAUUACAUUAAACAAUUGAUUUUGAAGGAUCUGUAGUUUCUAUUUUGAACUUUGAAUAGCUUAGCUGAACUCUUGGGAAAAGAAAAGACAGUUAGGACUUACGAGCAUCAGUAUAUUUGGUUGGUCCCUGUUGAGUCUUCCUGCUCUUCAUUUGUUCUAAUUCUAAGGUUCCAGCGCCAGCCCUCUUUACUCUUUAGAUUGCUGGAUAGCCUUGGGAGGAAAAAUAAAGGUUCAAAGGGAAUAAAAAGUCUUUGAAUUAUUAUUA